Messenger RNA from Dicrocoelium dendriticum, 1209 nucleotides. The record is from the annotation of a GenBank genome assembly. NCBI's taxonomy places the organism in Eukaryota, Metazoa, Platyhelminthes, Trematoda, Plagiorchiida, Dicrocoeliidae.
AUGGAGGUAACUGAGGAUACUUCGGAUGUUCACACAGAGGCUGGCUUGCCAUCGUGUCAACAAAUGUCUUGUGCACAAAAAUAUACUCAUGACUGCAGCGUACUCAGGUGUGAUGAAUAUCAGCCGGUUCCUAAGUUUUGUGAAGACUAUUCUGUGAGCAAUCAGCUCGAUGGUGUAGAACGCGAUAAGAUAACUGAAAAACUUACAAAAGGAAAGCAGAAAAUUCCCAUUGAAUUUAUACAUGACAGGACGAAGCGGUACGCUACGUUUUCGAAACGCAAAACCGGUAUGAUGAAGAAGGCGGUGGAACUCGCGGAACUAACUGGAGCUGAGGUUUUGCUAUUAAUUGCUUCAGAGACAAACCAUGUUUACACCUAUGCGACAAGGAGACUGAGGGGCAUAAUAGACUUGGACUGUGGAAAGGAGUUGAUCAAAAUGUGCCUCAGCGCAGACGAUAAUCUUCCAAGCGGGUCCGAAGCGUUAAAAGCUAAAACUAAGCUAAGUGUACCAGAUAUGUCCAAAAUUUACAAUGGUUGCAGUGAAGCAUGUCACGAAGCAGUGUUACAGAGUAGCGCACAUUAUUCAUUUCCGCCAACCAAAGUGGAUAAUGAAAUCCGGUUCGAAGCGGCUGGCUCCACCCGGAUGCGUACAAAAUCCCCCGAUAAGAACAAAGCCAGUACACGUAAUUUAGGCACACGCAGCUAUGUUCCCAUUGCUCCAAAAACACCAGAAUUAUCCUCUAAACGACAACGUACUAUGUCACUAUCUGAAGCUGACGAACAAAUGUUUAAUGUUUGUUCGUCAGGUGAGCUCCACUCACAAGACACGUCAGAGGCCAGCAAUGACGCCUUGCUUACUCAGACAACGUCAAGUUGCCCAGUCCCCACUCCGACUUAUUCGUUAUUAGCCUCGUCUGGGCAACCGGUUGUUUUUUUGAACACACAGCUAGCAGCGCUACCCGGUUCCUCCACUUGCCAAACAUUACCAAUAUCACCACGCGAAGCUCCCCCAAACCAACAAACAGUGGAUUCAUCCGCUGGAUCACAUCACAUGCAGAAUGCGACUGGAAAUGUACCCUGUGACGAUCCUCCAGACUGUCUUGUUGCUCAUUCUUCAAGUGAAACAAAAUCCACGUCUGUCAUCACACGAUCACCUUUAGCGAAAACACUGCUCCCCAGAAAACCUUUCAGCACUAAACCAAAGAGGUGA